GUUGACAAAUUAAUUACAGAAAGCACUGCAGAACGUACAUAUAUACUGGGCUUAGUUCGCCGACACUAUUGCGUAUAGCCUCUCCUCCUACUCUUUUUAUUUCUACCUAUAUCUAUCAUCGUAUGCAAAGCUCAAAUUUCCAUACGUUAACUUUUCUGAACUUCGCUCACCUCUCAAUCGCCCUUUCAUUCCUCUCUCUCUCAAAGUUAGAUAAACAAACAAAAUGGUGCAAUCAAAGAAGUACAGAGGCGUCAGGCAGCGUCAUUGGGGCUCUUGGGUCUCAGAAAUCCGCCACCCAAUACUGAAGAGAAGGGUGUGGCUAGGCACAUUUGGGACAGCCGAAGAAGCAGCUCGAGCAUACGACGAAGCUGCCGUUCUGAUGAGCGGACGAAAUGCCAAGACCAAUUUCCCAACAUCUAUUACAACUCAGAGUAAGAGUACUCGUGCCACAGUAGGAUCAUCCGAUCACCCAAAAACUAGUAGUGGUGACUUGGAUUCACCAUCCGGACCGAAGGGUUUGUCGGAAAUAUUGCAUGCCAAGCUAAGGAAAUGCAGCAAGAUACCGUCCCCAUCCAUGACCUGCUUGAGGCUCGACAAUGAGAGCUCUCACAUUGGAGUGUGGCAAAAGCGGGCAGGUCAACGCUCUGAUAACUCCAAUUGGGUCAUGACUAUUCAGCUUGGCAAGAAGAAGAAUAAUAGUAAUGUUGAUACUAAUAAUGCUGAUGAUCACAGUGUUGUACCAUCACAGCUAAUGUCGAAUUCAGAUCAGUCGGCUUCGAUUGCAACAUCAUCAGAGAGGGCGCCCGAACUCAUGGCGGAGAUUGAUAAAGAAGAGAAAAUUGCGUUGCAGAUGAUAGAAGAGCUGCUUAACAGAAAUUGCCUAAGUCCUGAUUUAUCAUUUGGCAUUCAUCAAGGGGAGGAAAAAAUUUAGUUGUAGUAGUACUACUCUUAUUUAAUUACUAGCUAUUUGUGUUUGUUUGGUAAAAUUAAGUAAGUAUAGUGUUAUAUAUACCCAUCUAAAUAA
This is a messenger RNA of Malus domestica (apple), 1024 nucleotides long. RefSeq names its product ethylene-responsive transcription factor WIN1-like. Lineage: Eukaryota; Viridiplantae; Streptophyta; Magnoliopsida; Rosales; Rosaceae. The record is from RefSeq and is a predicted model, not a curated record. Gene Ontology annotation, molecular function: DNA binding; DNA-binding transcription factor activity. Gene Ontology annotation, biological process: regulation of DNA-templated transcription.